AUGAUUCCCCUACCUCGAUCCGUGGCCAGAGUUGCCCUGCGACAGAGUCGCAUCAACACCCGACUCUUCGCCGCGCCCAAAAACUUCUACUCCGCAUACCACUCCUACUCGCUGCCUUCCACCUCGCCAACUCCGCCGAGCAAUGACGAUAUCCCCGAGACGUCACUCAGCCAUCCCGAGCCGCUCCCCCGAGUCCACGAAACUCGCCCGCCAGCCAUACCCGCGCACCACCAGCAGGCCCUCAACCCCCAGAAGCAACAGAAGCAGGCUGCCACUCCCGUAGAGAAGCCCGUCGCGCCACCGGUGGUCGAGGCCGCCCCGCCAAAGACCAAGGCCAAGACGCCUCGCCCGCGGCCCAAGCUGCGGGCUCGCAAGGCGGCCAUGACGCUGACCCCGUCGGCGGUCGAGCAGCUGCGCUCCCUCCUGGACCAGCCCGAGCCAAAACUGAUCAAGGUCGGGGUCAAGAACCGCGGCUGCAGCGGGCUGGCGUACCACCUCGAGUACGUGGAGAAGCCGGGGGCCUUUGACGAAACGGUCGAGCAGGACGGCGUCAAGGUCUUGAUCGACAGCAAGGCGCUGUUUAGCAUCAUUGGGAGCGAGAUGGACUGGGCCGAGGACAAGCUCAACCAGCGGUUUGUUUUCAGGAACCCCAACAUCAAGGAAGAAUGCGGAUGCGGAGAGUCAUUCAUGGUUUAG
Molecule: messenger RNA, 696 nt
Organism: Clonostachys rhizophaga
Lineage: Eukaryota; Fungi; Ascomycota; Sordariomycetes; Hypocreales; Bionectriaceae
Source: the annotation of a GenBank genome assembly